Molecule: messenger RNA, 2154 nt
Organism: Colletotrichum siamense
Lineage: Eukaryota; Fungi; Ascomycota; Sordariomycetes; Glomerellales; Glomerellaceae
Exons: 2
Coding region: 1-2154 (717 amino acids)
Source: RefSeq, a predicted model, not a curated record
AUGGCUACCCAGGAAGCUCCCUCGACCUCGACCGACGCGUCUGACCGCGCCGCCGGCCCCCCUGCCCCCAAGCGUCAGAAGGCCGACAACGACGACCUUCGCAUCAAGCCUUCUGGAGACAACUCUCUCAAGAACGUCGGCGUCACCAAUCACAUCAACCAUGGCCCAGUCCAUCACGACCCUUCCCGCCACGGCGGCUUCGGCCCCUCCCACCCAGUUCCCCAGACUCCUCAGCCCGCCCCUCGCGCUCUCACUCCGACCAACAUUGCGGCCCGGAGGCUCUUGAGCACCCCCCACCUCAACCCUCUGGCUCCCCCUUUUCAGCCUCAGACGCCUGUUCCGAUGGCUCCUCUUUCUCGUCCCCAGACGUUCGUGCCGAUGGACCCUUUCCGCCCUCAACACCCGAGAAUCCCAGGUCCUACCUCCGGCCAGCCUCAGCAGUCUUUCCCCUAUCCGCCUAUGCUGAACUGCCUCGGCCAAGUCUGCCCCCAGCCGUCUCAGCAGCAAGGCCCCCGUCCUCAGGUGCGUUCUCCCAAGUUCGGUGAGGAGCAACUGGGCUACUUCACCGAUGCGCUGCAUGACCUGGCCGGGGAGAUCACCGCGUCCGGCUUCGAGGUUCCCUUCUCUGUCUCCGAUGAUGAUCUGCACAAACACUCCUAUGAAAACACAUGGGAACAGUUUGUCCGGGACUUCAAGGCUAACUCAGCCCAGAACACGAGACCUCUGUCGCCCUCCGACUUGCCUCCCGACAUGCUGGCUCUCUUUCGCGAUAAGGAGGAGUACGUCAAGAAGAACAUCAAUGCUAGCAAGGAAUACUUUAGCGUUCCUCGGGUCGCGGCUCGUGCUCCUUCGGCUGCUCCUGCGCCCAACUCUGCGGCCCCUGGUGCUCCUAUCAACCGGGCUAUCCAGCCAGCUCCCGUCAACUCCGGCCGACAGCAGAUUCCCGGAGCCCCCGUACGCCCGGCUAUCCAGGCGGCUCACGACGUUUAUGGCCGACAGCAGACCACUGAAGGUCUCGCCAACCCAGCCAUCCAGUCGGCUUCGUCCAACAACCCGACUCCUCCCCCUGCUGGCCGGCAGCAAACCGCCAAUGUCGUCGGCGCAACCCCGAAGAUCUCCGCGGCUGAUGGAGCCCCUACCAACCCGGCCGCCCAGCCAGCUUCAUCUAACGGCUCUGCCCACCCCAAGAAUGGUCAGCAGCAGACUCCCGCCGACGGCAGCGGAACCCCGAAGAUGCCGCCCAUGGGACACUUCCCGACGAGACCUGCUCUUCCUCCCAAGCGCAAGUCAACCAAGCGUAAGGCUCUCCACGAGGCUCCUGGUGGCGCUCCUGAUCUCGCCGUCGCCUCGUCUGCCAACGGUGCUCACGCCAACGGCCCUGCUAAUGGCCACUCGAACCGAGCCCAGCCCGCAAACCCCGUCAUGGGUGGGAACGCCUCGAUGGAAGGUCCCAAUGCUCGUCCAGCCGAAUUACCAGGCCUUGAGAACCCUCACGCAGACUUCCACCUCGGCACAGGCUUCCGCUCCAAUGUGCCCAGCACCAAGACCGAGCUAGGCCUGCUAAACACCCCCGUGGACCGCCGGAUCAGCCAUCCCUCGCCUCGUCCCGCGGCCGCUCAGCCUGCUCCUACGACCGGCGGUGCUCGUCAGCAUCUUGCAGCUGCUCCUCCUUCAGCCCAGCCAGCUGCUGCUGCUCGCCAGGGUGCUCCUCGGCCAUCUGUGGCUCGUCCUCCCCUCCACCCCAACGCCGGCCCUCGCCAGUCCUUCAUGGACCCUCUUCCUCCUCACAUGAGACCCCCGGCCGGCGUCCGUCAUCCUUCCGCUCAACCCCCUGCUGGUCCUCACCCAGGCCCUCGCCAGCCCUUCAUGGGCCCCCCUCCUGCCUUCCACGGCCCUCCUCGCCACCCCGACAACCUCAUCAUCUCCAGGUCUACCCUCAACCGCACCCUCACAGCCCUCAUCAACGCCCGCCGCGUUACCGAGAGCCUGAUCACCCAGGCCGACGCCGGCAGAGACUCCGUCCUGCUCAGAGAACAGGCGCGUGUCGUGGAGAGGGCUAUCAAGAACGUCGGUCUUGCGGCUGUUGAUCUGGCGCAGGGGGUUCGGGUCGAGGAGUACUGGCCUAAUGUUAACUUGGACUUGCUCUUGCAGUGA